Molecule: messenger RNA, 4415 nt
Organism: Lampris incognitus (smalleye Pacific opah)
Lineage: Eukaryota; Metazoa; Chordata; Actinopteri; Lampriformes; Lampridae
Gene: cdh26.1
Product: cadherin 26, tandem duplicate 1
Exons: 17
Coding region: 1-2319 (772 amino acids)
Biological process (GO): homophilic cell-cell adhesion; adherens junction organization; multicellular organism development
Cellular component (GO): adherens junction; membrane; catenin complex
Molecular function (GO): cadherin binding; calcium ion binding
Source: RefSeq, a predicted model, not a curated record
AUGCGGACCAUUACUCUGUCUCUGCUGACGGUUGUCCUAACAUUAAGUCUGGCAGAAAGAGAUGGCAACAACCACAAGACGAAGGACCGUGCAAAGCGGGAAGCCCUGUCGCGCUCUAAAAGGAGGUGGGUUCUGUCCACCAUUGAGCUGGUGGAGGAAGACCCUGGCCCUUUCCCAAAAGUGACCACACAGAUGUUCAAUGACAAGAAAGAUAUCGCGCCAGACCGUAAGUAUCGUAUCAGUGGCAUGGGUGUGACCGAGGAGCCGUUGGGAGUGUUCUCCAUCGAUGACCACACUGGAGUAGUCUAUGUCCACAAGGCUAUCGACAGGGAGACAUAUUCAUUCUUCCAUAUAAAGUUUGACAUAUUGGACAGAAUGACCGGUGAGCUUAAGGACAGGACACUGGCUUUUGAUGUGGCAAUAAAGGAUAUCAAUGACAAUGCACCUUACUUUGACCCUGCUUUAAUAAAAGCGAACGUGAAGGAGAAUUUUAAAGAAGGUUAUUUGCCAGUGCGACUGCAAGCCUGGGACACUGAUGAGGAUAAAACCCCCAACUCCACCGUUACUAUCAGCAUCCUCUCCCAGCAGCCCAGCGAACCAAAGAUUAAUGUGGUUCAGGAUGCAGGCUCCAAAUCAGGACAACUCACCUUUGAAGGUUGCUUUGAUUAUGAUAAAUCCAAGAAUUACAAAAUCAUUAUCCAAGCUAAAGAUCAUGGAAAGCCUCCCAUGUCGUCCACCGCCACUGUAAUUCUCAAUAUCAUUGACUCAAACAGUUAUGCACCCAAGUUUAAGGAAAAGACGUACAACGGCGAGGUGUUGGAGAUGGAAAUCAACAAGGAGAUUUUGAGAGUUGCUGUGGAAGACAAAGACACCCCUAAGACCCCUGGCUGGCGUGCCACGUACUCUAUCAUACGCGGCAAUGAAGAAGGAAACUACAAAAUUGAGACUGACCCCGAAACUAAUGAGGGCAUAUUGACCGUUGUCAAGGGUAAGGAUUUUGAGAGGACAACCUUGACCACACUGCAGAUUGAGGUGCAGAAUGAGGAGCCACUGUUUGUGUGUGGUGCUGGUGCUCCUGUCAAACCUCCACCUGCUGAUUCAGUUAACAUCACAAUCAAAGUGAUCGACGUCAAUGACCCACCUGAGUUUGAAAAGGUUCUGGUUGACGUGUACCGGAGGGAGGAGGCGGAACCAGGGGAGGUGCUGAACAUACCAAAGGUUAUGGACGUGGAUUCGGAUGUUAACAAUACCCGGUAUGAGCUGAUAGAGGAUCCAGCGGGAUGGGUGUCCAUCGAUAAGAAAACAGGAAAACUCACCGCAGUGCAGAGGAUGGACAGAGAAUCGCCCUUUGUUGACAAGAACAACAUUUACAAAGUUUUAUUCAUUGCUAUAGAUGAUGGGGUUCCUCCAGCCACAGCAACAGGCACCGUCCUGAUCCACUUGGGAGAUAUCAAUGACAUCACACCCAAGCUGGUCAACAAUAGCAUUGUUAUGUGUGGCAACAAGGUCAAUAAGAUCAUGGUGCCUGCCAAGGAUGAAGAUGCCCCUCCUUUCAGCGGGCCCUUCACCUUCUCCCUUGGGGGCGAGGACAAAACACUGAGCCAGUUUUGGAAACUAGACCCUUCCACAGGUGAUGCAGGUGGGCUUGUUAGCCUGAAGAGCUUGGCCUACAACAACUACUCGGUUCCCCUGGUUAUUCAGGACCAGCAGGGCAUUGCGUCAGCAGAAACUUUGGAGGUUAUUGUGUGUGACUGCGGAACUGGGGAAGUGUGUCGUGAGAAUCUGCCACUUUCAGCCGGCCUUGGUUCACCUGGCAUAGGCCUGAUCAUUGCAGGACUUCUUCUGUUUCUGUUGCUGCUGCUGUUAUGUAUGUGUGAGUGCGGAGGGAAGCAGUUCCAGCACAUCCAAGUCCAGCAAGAUGAGGGCUGCCAGACUCUCAUAAAGUACAAUGAAGAGGGAGGGGGCUCCACAUGCCAGGCUGAGCCUACCCUCAUUCUGCCCCCCUUCAGCAGUACCGAUGGACAGAAGCUGUCCUCAAUGCAGUAUGGCUCUGCAGGGUUCUCACACUCGCUGUCCCUGCUGUCGGACCGCAACCUCACAGAUCACAUAGACAGGAGGCUGUCUACGAUUGAGGAGGACCACCCGGUGUACCCACCCUGUCAGUACGCCUACGAGGGAGAGGGCAGCAGAUGCAAUUCGCUGGAUGAACUGUCAAUGGACCACCUGGAAGACGAUCUGGACUUUCUGAAUGAUUUGGGGUCGAGGUUCAAGACCUUGGGAGGCAUCUGUCACCAAAGCAUGCGGGAAGGGGACGUAUAAGUUUGAAUCGUCUUGCUGAACUUGGAUACUUGUGCCACUCAACUCUAUUAUCAGGGAUUAUAAGGGAUUAUAGACAGAUCUGGCUUUUAGAGAGAGGAUGACGCGUGUUAAGCCUCCACUCGACUGUGCCAUGUCAUAUCAGGAAGACUGGCUCAAACGUUUGAAACAAGGAUGAGACUUUCCAUGGGUUUUUUUUUGUUGUUUUUGUUUUAUUUUGUUUUUGCUUGCAGGGCAAUGACUGAUGGAAUUAAUGCACUGAGCAAAUGUCACGCUCUGAAGGCUUCGUAUGGCUUGGCGUUGGGACUGGGUGUGUUGACUUGGCUUUAGCGCUGCUACUUUUUGGCUGAUGGCCACCAUUGCUCAUGAGGCAUGAGAUGCUGUUGGGAGCGCCUGAUUUCUAGCUCUACUGGCUUUCUUGGGAAAAGUUUAAUUGAUGUAGUUUGAUGAAAGGCUUUUGGUUGUUUUUUCUUUCUUUCUUUUCUUUCUUUCUUUUUUUUUAACGAAACACAUCUUGAGUUUUGUGAGUUCCAUGAUUCCGGCCUGGAUUUUUCCUUUUUUUUUUUUUUUUAUAAGAUGUCAUACUCUCACCAGUCUGCUUUCCAAGAACUGCUUGACCCACACAAUCUCGCAUGAAGGAGAGGAAAACCAAAAGAAAUUUGGCAGGUUUGAUCUCACCAGCAAACCUCACCCAUAACAGGACGAUGGCAUCUCGUCUGCUGAGUGCAUGUGCUUUACCAUCUGUUAACCUCUGCAGGCUGUUGUCAUUUCUCUGGUGAGAGGUUAGUGCAGAAAUCACAUUAUAUAUACUUUUAAUGUGGACAUGUAUUGUUUCUCAGGUAACGUUGGUCAUUGCAUGGUAAUUUGGGGUAUCACAUAAGUGAAUCAAUCACCUUUUCUGCUUUCAUUGGGAAAAAACAAAAAACAAAAAACAAAAAUUUAUUCAGUAUUCUAAGCUUCAAAAAUGUGGAAGUUAAAUUUCAGUACUGUACCUAAUACAUGUAAUAGUGAAGUUAUCACUUUGUAACAGCUGUGACUGUAAAAGAGCAGCUUACUGCACUUUAAAAAACAAUUGUGUCAACCUCUUAUAUUUAGUUAUAUUUUUCAAAACAAAAGUCUUCUAGGGUCCGCGGUGGCGUAGCGGUCUAAGCAUCGGCUUUGUGUCAAUGCAGUUGCCCACUGGGGACCGGGGUUCGCGCCCCGGUCUCAUCAGAUCCCACUAUGGCCAGACUCGAUGAAGCAGCACUAAUUGGCAACGCUGCCUUCGGGAGGGGGGCAGAGUUGGCUUGUGUUCGUCACAUGAAUGCGUGUGGGGUGGGGUGGGGGGACAAAAGCAGUGGUUCGGCCUGGAGUCACCUUGUCACGGAAGUGGCGAGGCGUCUCCUUCCCGAGACUGCCGGCCAGAGAGAUGCAGUUGGCGAAUGCAUACAGUACGAGGGUGAAAGUUUGAACUAAAAUAGGGAUCAACUGGCCACUAAAUUGGGAGAAAAAGGGAAAAAUCAGAAAUAAAUUUAUUAAAAAAAAGGCUUCAUUAAAUCCCACAGUUCAACCGAUACUUAUAAAAGGCCAGAAGAAAACUGCAAUUCGGGUAUUACAAAAAGAAUAUUUUAGUAUUAAGGCCAAAUACAUGCAAGGGAAAGGUCUUAAACACUACAUAUAUACUUUUAAACGUUAUUUUUAUCACCAGUCUUUUUACACUGAAUUCUUAAUAAAAUAUCCCUACCGAGUGUACACAAAGCUGCGUAAGUGUGACGAUAAAAAGUCUAGUAUUGUCAUUAACAGUACUUAAAAUCAGUGAUCAUAUUUAACUUUUCAUGUCUAAAAACCUCGAACAAAACAUAAUCAAACAUCCAACAAAGUUUUUUGUUCGUAAAUGAAUAAAUUUGUGUUUUUUUAAACCUUUGUCCAUAGCUGUUCUCACUUGUCUCAGGAACUGUGGGGGAGUGUCCCUGUCCUCAUUAAUAUUCAUGAGCUUACCUUUGCGUAACAAGUACAAGCAAGAGUUGAUGGUGAGGGUGGGCGGGGCUUCGUAGUUGAUCAUAUCACCUGACAGGCUGUAUGUGAACGAUUAUGUACAUGAUGACAUCAUAAGUAUCAUA